UCCAAUGACAUAUCUAUGGAGUAGCUGCUAACUCCCAUGUUCCAUAUUCCUUAAUUUUCUGACCUAAAUCAUAUUUUAAUAGAAGAGGUUUCAUCCACCCCUUAACAUUUACUCACAAAAUUCACCAAAACAAACCUCAGCCAUCUAAAACCCUAGCUGGUUCUGACUCUGUAAUUGUAAUUCCUUGGUUUGUUCGUGCAAGUGUUUUUUACCUUCUUAUUAAUUCAGCACAGAACAUAAAACAUCUAGGAAUCUGUCGUUAUCUUGGGUUGUCAUCCAGUUCACACUAGUUUGUGUUUUGACUUUGGACUGCUCUUAUUUGAGUUCGAAGUCCUUUAUUAGAAUUCCACAGGACACCAGAUUUACUUUGUCCUCCUCACAGGUAUUUCCCAUCUGGGUAUCUCUCCAUCUCUCCACUGAAACUCAAAUUUCGUUCAAGGUGCCAUCUUUUCUUUUUAAUUUUGUUCGUUUAUCUUCAUGGGCUCUCUUAGUCUCCAUUUAUUUGUGAUUGCCAGCAACUACAAGCUCCUUUCCUUGUAUUGCUUUUGACAACUUUAGAUUUGUACUCUUUCUUAUUCAUUUCUAUCCAUUACUGUUUAGAUUUCUUCCAUAUCUGCAACUAAUAAGCACAACUUCUUUGCUUGAUUUUGGUAUAUUAUACAAUCUUGGAUUUUGAUUUCACUUUCUUAUUCGGCCCUCUUCAUGGAUUCUGGUUUCUGUUGUUUUGCUAUUGAUUACUAGUGCUAGCUUAGCGCUCUGCCUUGAUAAGAAUCCUUAGUUUCUAUUUUAAAGCUCAAUAAAUUCCCAUAUUUCCUUUGUUCUUCCAUAAAUUUCCAGAUUUUGAAAUGAUGGGUGGUGGAGGAUCUAGAAUUGUCAUUUGUGUACUUCUUACAGUCUUAAUCUUGGCAUUUUUGUCUAGUGGAUUUACCCCUGUAGACAAUUAUCUUAUAGAUUGUGGAUCACCCGCCAAUACUACAGUGGGUGGCCGUGUUUUUGUUGCUGAUGACUCUGCCUCAAUCUUUCUUUCAACCCCGAAAAGCACUUUGGCAAGUAGUUCGAAAUCUGUCACUUCCGGAGAUGACUCACCACUUUAUCAAACAGCAAGAAUCUUUGAUGGAACCUCAAAGUACUCCUUUUCGAUUCGUCAACCUGGGAGGCAUUGGAUUCGCCUGUAUUUCAAUCCAUUUGUUAGUGGUAGUUAUGACAUGAGCGGUGCGAGUUUUGAUGUUUCCACCCCAAACCAUGUCUUCCUCAGCAAUUUCAGUGUGAAGACUUCUGUUGUCAAAGAAUUUUCAGCUAAUGUAACCUCGAAGGAUCUUGUUAUCACUUUCACUCCCUCUGGCAAUUCAUUCGCCUUCUUAAAUGCCUUGGAAGUCGUUUCAGUUCCUGAUGAGCUCAUUACAGAUGAUGCCGAGACUUUUAAUCCAGCGGGGAUAUUCAAAGGCCUGUCCUGGCAGGCACUGGAAACAGUUUAUAGGGUGAACAUGGGUGGACCAACAGUUUCCUUUGAGAAUGAUACCCUUGGGAGAACUUGGGUUCCUGACAAAAGUUAUCUCGUUGGAAAUAAUCUUGCUACCAACGUGUCCAAUAUUGCAGCUGUCAAGUAUGUAGCUGGUGGGGCAACUCAGGAUUCUGCUCCAAAUGCUGUGUAUGGUACUGCCAUUAGAAUGAACUCAGAGAAUGAUCCCAACAGCAACUUCAACGUGACCUGGGAGUUCAAUGUGAAUCCAGGUUUUCAGUAUCUUGUUAGGUUUCACUUCUGUGAUAUAGUAAGUAGCAGUCUUAACUAUCUCUACUUCAAUGUUUACAUUGACUCCUGGCUUGUUGCCGAGAAUGAAGAUCCAAGCAGUUUUGCGAAUGCUUUGGCUGUUGCAUUUUAUAAGGAUUUUGUUACUGCAGCAACAGUCAGCAAUAAACUUCGUGUGAGUAUUGGCCCAACUAACACCAUUGCUGGUGCCUACCCCAAUGCAAUUCUAAAUGGCUUGGAGAUCAUGAAAAUGAACAACUCCUUGGGCAGCCUCAGUGGGCCAGCUCCUGAUGUUUCAGAUUCGAGUUCGAAGAAGAAUGUUGGUGUGAUAGUGGGCUUAAGCAUCGGAGCAGUUAUCCUAGUGGUGUUGGCUGGAAUUUUCUUUGUGUUCUGCAGAAAGAGAAGAAGGCUGGCUCGCCAAGGAAAUUCUAAGAUGUGGAUUCCUUUAUCCAUCAAUGGAGGAAAUUCUCACACCAUGGGUAGUAAAUACUCAAAUGGAACAACCGCUACUCUUGAUUCUAAUUUGGGGUAUUGUAUUCCUUUUGCAGCAGUUCAUGAGGCGACAAACAAUUUUGAUGAGAGUUGGGUUAUUGGAAUUGGUGGUUUUGGGAAGGUAUACAAAGGAGUUUUGAAUGAUGGUACAAAAGUGGCUGUUAAAAGGGGAAAUCCACGCUCCCAACAGGGACUUGCAGAGUUCCAGACUGAAAUUGAGAUGCUCUCUCAGUUCCGGCAUCGCCAUCUGGUUUCGUUGAUUGGGUACUGUGAUGAAAAGAAUGAAAUGAUCUUGAUUUAUGAAUACAUGGAGAAUGGGACUCUCAAGAGUCAUCUCUAUGGCUCAGGUUCUCCCAGUUUGUGUUGGAAGGACAGGCUUGAGAUAUGCAUUGGAGCAGCUAGAGGACUUCAUUACCUUCACACUGGCUACGCAAAAGCAGUUAUACAUCGUGAUGUGAAGUCCGCUAACAUCCUGCUUGAUGAGAAUCUCAUGGCCAAAGUAGCUGAUUUUGGGCUUUCUAAGACAGGACCUGAAAUUGAUCAGACUCAUGUGAGCACAGCAGUGAAGGGGAGCUUUGGAUACCUUGAUCCUGAGUAUUUUAGAAGGCAACAACUGACUGAGAAAUCAGAUAUCUAUUCAUUCGGGGUGGUAUUGUUUGAAGUUCUUUGCGCCAGACCGGUUAUAGAUCCAUCCCUUCCAAGAGAAAUGGUUAACUUAGCUGAAUGGGCAAUGAAAUGGCAGAAGAGAGGACAGCUGGAAGAAAUAAUAGACCCUACUCUUGUGGGGAAAAUUAGACCAGAUUCACUUAGGAAGUUUGGAGAAACUGCUGAGAAAUGCUUAGCUGACUUUGGGGUUGACAGGCCUUCUAUGGGAGAUGUCUUGUGGAAUCUGGAGUAUGCCCUUCAACUACAAGAAGCAGUUGUUCCAGGCGAUCCCGAAGACAACAGUAUUAAUAUGAUUGGCGAGCUCUCUCCACAAAUCAACAAUUUCAGCCAUACUGAUAGUAGUGUUUCUGCUGCAAAAUUUGAAGCCUUGGGUGUGGAUGAUCUCUCAGGUGUUUCAAUGAGCAGGGUAUUCUCACAACUGCUUAAGUCUGAGGGCAGAUAACUCGCUAGAUGGUAAGCUCGAUGGAUUUAGCUCCUCUGAUAACUCUGGUUUGUCCUUUCACCAACCACUGUUUUUGUCAUAUUAGAAGAGAGGGGGGAAAUUCUCUUUAUUUUGCUGGGAAACGAAACCCUAUACUUGUCAAGGUGCAUUUGCUUCCCUGUUCAAUUUAUGAGAGCAUCUCCCCAGAUCAUUUUAUGUCUUUUGAUUGGAGACAUUCCCAUGUUCUACAGCUAGUCAGCUUUCCUAAAGUUGUCUAAACCAUGCUGAAUUGCUUCCAGAAUUCUGCAAUCAAGCUACAUUUUCAGUUACAGAAGCGAUUGUUUUCAAGUGAGUAUUAGUAAAUUGACAAGGAAGUCGAAUUUUAUCCUGUACCAAUGUAUGUGUCUUUAUUCUUUGUUGGUACUAAUAUGAAGUCGGUAUGAGGUGCAUUAAUUUCUA
Populus nigra (black poplar) is the source of this 3785-nucleotide messenger RNA. RefSeq names its product receptor-like protein kinase HERK 1. The transcript has a single exon. Gene Ontology annotation, biological process: protein autophosphorylation. The coding region runs from base 846 to 3347 and encodes 833 amino acids. Gene Ontology annotation, cellular component: plasmodesma; plasma membrane. The record is from RefSeq and is a predicted model, not a curated record. Gene Ontology annotation, molecular function: ATP binding; transmembrane receptor protein tyrosine kinase activity. Lineage: Eukaryota; Viridiplantae; Streptophyta; Magnoliopsida; Malpighiales; Salicaceae.